Molecule: messenger RNA, 3103 nt
Organism: Pseudogymnoascus verrucosus
Lineage: Eukaryota; Fungi; Ascomycota; Leotiomycetes; Thelebolales; Thelebolaceae
Exons: 9
Coding region: 1535-3025 (496 amino acids)
Biological process (GO): transmembrane transport; carbohydrate transport
Cellular component (GO): membrane
Molecular function (GO): carbohydrate:proton symporter activity
Source: RefSeq, a predicted model, not a curated record
AGCCGAUGAUAUCCAGCCCGAACAAGUCAAACGUCUCACCUCAACCAUUCCCGAGAAUGCCUCCAUGGCGCGGCUCGACUUUGCCUUAGACUCAUCACUCAUUUCUUCCCACUCCUCAUUUUCGUCGGCAAUAACUGGAUGUGGAACUGUCUUGGGAUCCAUAAGGCCCAGCUCAAUCAUUUUAGCAAGACGAGAUUGGCGCAGCGCUUCCGGUCCGUCCUUGUAAACAUCGCGGUAAUUCGCAACGAGCUCCGGGGGAGCUUGAAGCGGCCAGUGGGGAGCCGUGAAUGGAAGGUAUCCAAAGAAUGGGCGCUCCGUAUCGCGGUCUUUGAGCUCCUUUAGGUAUUCGUUAUCUUCCAAGUGCACGGCGAUGUGGCUCGUCUGCAUGAAUCCAGGCAUGUCGUUCUCACUGUUUGGAAAUAUGUCAGUCAUGAAAAAGACAGCAGUAAUUAAACUCACGAUCCCGGAGGUUGGUAUGCGUAAUGGUUACAGCAUCCCGCGAGCAUGCCCACGGACUUUUCAAAGCCACGAGUCGUUGGCGACCUCUCUUUGGUGCUUCCGAGAUGCCACUUCCCAGCCAUGAAAGUUUCGUAACCGCCCUCUUUCAGGAUUUCAGGCAGGGCAACUACUUUCUCGUUGAGAUAACCCUCAUAACCAGGCAUACCUAAGAAAAUUAUCAGAUAUGCUCGAAAAAACAAUGGGAUAAUUAAUUACGCACCUCUCUGUGGAGCGGUAGAAACAACUUUUCCCUUCCCAGCAGCUUGAGCUGAAGCCUUUGACCACUCAAUUAGGUUUCCCAAACCCGCAAUAUGAUGGUCUGUCCCUGUCAUAAUCAUCGCUCUAGUUGGAGAGCACGCCGCUGCAGCGUGGAAAUUCGUGAAUCGAACUCCAUCUUUGGCCAGGCGAUCAAUAUUCGGAGUUCUGAUCUCCCCACCGAAACAGCCUGGGUCUGAAAAACCGAGAUCGUCGGCAAGAAUUAUGAGAAAGUUGGGUUUUUUGGUAGGAAUUCUAGACAUGAUUGUUGAGAAGGAUUUCUCCAAAGUAUAUAUAUUUACCCCUCUCACAAUAAAACUGCCGAUACCCUGAGGGGUAACUCAAGGAGCCCUUAUCAUCCGAAGCCAAAUGGAAGUCGGCCUCCACCACCAUUUUCAGCACCUACCGCGGCCGAGCGUCGUCGGAAGUCGCUGUGGAGAAUCUCGGAACUCGUCGAACGACGACGUGGAUGUCGCUCGCGCUAGCUUAGCCCGCCCCUAAAGAGAGACUACCGAUUGCAGCUACCCCUGGCACGGAGGCCCCCGCAUGAAAUGGGUCGCUGACAGCAACGCCAAAUUAUUACUAGAACGAAGGUCAACGCGUGUUGAAGGCAUGGCUCCCUUGUUGGCGGAUAUCCUCGACGUUGCCUGGAUGGAGAGCACGCCAUGGCGUCUUUGGUUUGUGACAUCUCCGAGCGAUACAUAAGUUGCAGUAAUUCCCUUCACUUGCUCCCAAAUAUUCGUCAAUCAAAUAAUCUUGGACCCUCAGGAAAUAUAUCACAAUGGGUACUGCGCUGGGUAACUUUCGCGCCACUUAUGUUGCGGUUCUUUGCUGUGUUGGAUCAUUUCUGUUUGCCUACGACACCGGAAUCGUUGGUGGAGUUCUCACCCUCGCAGCAUUCCAGAAAGACUUCAACUAUACUAAGGCACAAUCCAAGUCCAUCAACGCCAAUGCUGUUAGUAUUCUGCAAGCCGGUGCAUUUUUCGGAUGUUUCGUGAUAUGGCCCAUCACUGCGCGCCUAGGCCGACGCUGGUCCAUGGUUAUCAGCUCUGCCGUGUUCAUCGUGGGCGGAAUUCUUCAAGUGGUCAAUACGGGCUCCAUUGCCUGUUUUUACGCUGGCAGAGUCAUAUCCGGUUUUGGCGUAGGUGCAGCCACCGUCCUUGUUCCCAUGUACUCCGCAGAAAUGGCCCCGAAAAACAUCCGUGGACAACUCGGGUCUGGAUUCCAGCUAUUCUUUGCAAUCGGCGUCUGUGUAAGCUACUGGGUAAACUACGCUGUGCAAAAGCAUGUAGAACCGAGUACGAAGCAAUGGCAAAUCCCAAUUGGGCUUCAGUUACUUCCCGGUGGCAUUUUAGGCUUGGGCAUGAUUCUUGUCAAGGAAAGCCCACGCUGGCUAGUAAAGAGAGGGAGAAAUGAACAGGCCCUCGAAAAUUUAAUCUGGGUUCGUGGCGGCGACUCUGAAGAGGUACAAGAUGAAUUUGCAGAGAUCGUUGCUGGAAUUGAAGAGGAGAGCCGCAUUUCAGAGGGCGUCACUUACAAGGAACUGUUGCUCCCUUCCAACCGAUACCGACUUUUUAUUGCCAUCACCAUGCAACUCUCUGCCCAAUUAACGGGCAACACUUCACUUGCGUAUUAUGCCCCCCAGAUCUUUACAAGCGUCGGUGCUGGUAACUCAACGGCCUUAAUCACUGGCUUCUUCGGAGUCGUCAAAGUUGUAGCAGUUUCAACCUUUUGUCUUUUCGUCGUUGGUAGAAUUGGCAGAAAGACUGCUUUUAUGGGCGGCGCUGCAGCUAUGGGAACGUUCAUGCUUAUUAUCGCCAUCAUUGUCGCGAAGUUCCCCCCAGGGAAGCCUGGAGACAGCAUAUCACAUUCUGCUAUCGCGGCAGUUCUCAUGGUGUACUGCGAGUCUGCAUCAUACAAUCUGUCUUGGGGGCCUGUUGCAUGGAUAUAUCUUGGAGAAAUAUUCCCCACUCGGAUCCGAGAGAUUGGAAUUGCUGUCGGAGCUGCGUCGCAAUGGCUGUUCAACUUUGCACUUUCCCAGAUCACGCCAUACGCAGUCUCAAACAUUGGGUGGAGAACAUUUCUCAUGUUCGCUAUCUUCAAUUAUGCGAUUAUUGUUUAUUCUUUCUUCGUGCUGAGAGAGACCGCCGGAAAGAGCCUAGAAGAGAUGGAAGAGGUGUUUUUCCGAGGAGACAAAACCCUCAAGGGUGACAAUGUUGACAUCGAUACUCAGUCCUCCAAUGAGCCAGGCCGAGAUAUCACAAAGAAUUGAUAUUUGGGACAUGAGAAGCCUUUCUGGGGAGCUAAAUAGCGAUUGAAGAUUCACGUAUUAUUAAAGUAUAUUAGAAGC